Messenger RNA from Aspergillus calidoustus, 2790 nucleotides. NCBI's taxonomy places the organism in Eukaryota, Fungi, Ascomycota, Eurotiomycetes, Eurotiales, Aspergillaceae. The record is from the annotation of a GenBank genome assembly.
AUGGCUUCGAGCAUCUUCGACGACUUGCAGUCGCCAGUUUCAUAUGAUGCCGACUUCGACAGAGGAUGGCGCCAGAUCUCGGAGAAAGGCGACGACCCUGUAAACCGCCUCUAUGAGUUGCUGCGACGGGUAUACUGGGACGCCGUGCAAGACGAGAUGGCAAACGCAAUCUUAGCCUUUGACGAUUAUAAAACCUUUGGUCCAAAAGGACUGCCGAAGUUGGACGAGGAAGAGUUGGAGAGCGAGUACCUGCGGGAGUUGAUUGACCUGUGGGACCCUCUCGAGCUUCCAGAAGAGAUCAAAGACAGUGUCUGUCAGAGUGUAUCCGACAACGUCAAAGAACGGCAAAACGUCCCACAGGACGACUUGAUCGCUCGCUCGCUGCUCCAAGCAUGCGGCAAGAUCCCAUCCUCAUCGUACUCCGUUCAGUAUACUGACCGCAUGAUAAGGAUUCGCCGAUUACGACUAUGUCCAGGAGUACCGACGGCCAACAUUCCCUUCUUUAGGAGCCGCGCCACAAGUGUUCAGAAUGCCGCGCGUGUAUCCGAUCAUUUCACUUCUAUCAAUGCAAGAAAGGCUGCAGCGACUAAAAAGUCAAUGGAAGACCUCGGCCAUAUCUACUUUAACUGCGUGGGACUAGUACCUUAUCGUUUGUGCUGCAACUGUAUGGAGACAUCCACCCAUUUGAGGGAUCAUCUCAAGGUUACAUACCGAUUCAAGAGGGCGGGCGAGCAAGACCAUUAUACAUUCAGCCAGGAGUUAGACGCCCUCGAAGAUCACAACAGAGGACAGAGUCUUAUGUCUUUUGGCAAUGCAUUCCUCGACCAUAUCACCGCUGGUGGCUUGCGACGGUCGAUGAAUGCUCGACGUUUAUUUCCCGCAGGCAAUGCGCAUUGUGCUUUGAUGUUUGGGCCGCUGCUGAUUGAAAAUGGAAUGACAAUUCAUCCUGGCGGUGCACUGAUAUCAACUCGAUCGCUACCAACUUUGGGCCGUCAUUUACCACGUGAUAUCUUGGAGUAUCUGCGUCCAGAAAAUUAUAGGACAAUCCAGGGCUGCGACGUAUUUUGCUCACAAGUAUAUUCGGUAUCCCCAAAGCGCCAGGUUUAUGAGGCCAUGAAGAAAGCUAGAGAGCGCCGGUUCCUCUGUUCGCGGAAGCAGCUGUCUGGUGGUCUAUUUACCGACUACAACUCAAACCCACAGUGGAAGGCUGGGGAGGCCUUGGUCAUUGACCAAUUCUUGAGAGCGGCGGAAGUAUGGCGAACCGAGAAGUCGCCAAUGGUGCAUGACGAGAUGAAUAGGGCAACUUUACGGGAUCGCGCAAAACAGCUUACUAACGUAAUGCAGUCAUGUUUCGACGAUGUAGUGAAUCCCUCCUUAUAUUUGCUCGCCUCGAAACUCGGUAAGACGCAGAAACUAGCCUACAGCCGGAUGAGCAACAACUGUCAAGAUUUUUGCAAUGGUCUUUUAAACUACGACAGCUACUACCAUCCCGUAUUUAGCACCAUGUACCCGUUCAUCCCAGUAUCUCUAUCACUGGAUGUCGAGCGAGAGCCUGAUGAGCGAUGUCUUAGCUACCUCCAAAGCUUUGUGAAACCGUUGCAGUACCCCAUCCCCGGAUUCCGGAGCCAGCGAGCUAUGAUAGGCUCUGCUGUGACUAUGUACUCUAGCUACGCUCAGAACGAUGCCGAUCUCAUUGAUCACGUUCAUAGCGUACGGUUUGGACGCGACCGAGAGAAUGGUUACUCUCUCGGAUUUAGUUUCUCAAAACCACUGGGAGGAGACCCGUAUCUUCUCAAGGAUGAAGAAAUGAGCUGCUCAGACCGGUUUGCAGCUGCCCAUUUACCAGGAAGCUCUGGUGGUAAACGAUGCACACUGGCAGAUCAUGUACUAGACUGCCCUGUGGAUAACCUGUCGAUUCUACAGACCCAUCUGCACCGGAACGCCAAAUACUACAUUGACGAGAACGAAGACUUCCUGACCGACCUCGGACCAACAGCAUGGAUCAUGAACAGACUUCAGAUCCUUCGUCGGCUGAAUAUAUUGAACGACUUUAUGGCUGAAAUAGCAAGCCACUUUCAAGAACUCUGUAGACUCGUCCCACCAAGUGACACCCUAAACGUCAAGUCUUUGCAGAAGAUCUGGCGGCCAGGUGGCACGAUAUUCUCUCGCGCAUUCCACAUGGACAAGCGAGAUGGAAACAAGCUGUACUAUGCGCCCGACAUCGACUUUGGUGAAGGCGAAAUGGACAACUGGAGGGCAAUCAGAUUUCUGACGUUUGGGACCACAUUUGCUCAGACGCACCGACAGGUCAUGGGAGGAGACGAGCUGUUCAUGACACGACUCAAGACAAUGAAGUCCCUCAUCGUAUCUCGACUAGCGGGGAAGCAAGAAACCUGGUCGCCCUGGAAGAUGUGUACGUGCAGCGAGUGCAAGAUCAACGCCCUGUCGUUCAUGUGCCGCCGGCUGGAUUGCAAUGCAAUCGAUAACGACGAAGCGCUCCAGCGAGGAGAGACGCCUGUUGUUAGGUUAGGGCAUCCGGAUUACGUCUCUAGUAGAGAACUUCUGGGAUUAGUGAAUAAUCGGGAGUACUGGAAGGAUGUUAUCGAACCUCAAAGGCCUUCUUAUGAUUAUCAAGAAGAGUGUGCGGCGAAUUCGGGUAGGGAAUGGAUUUCGACGUACCUUCUCUUCUUGAGGAUUAUCUAUGGAGCAGAGAUUGCGGAUCCGGAACUGCUGCGAUGGCGCUUGGAGGGGUAUGGUAAGUUGGAACGUGGAGAGCGGGCUACUGAGUAA